Labeo rohita (rohu) is the source of this 3507-nucleotide messenger RNA. RefSeq names its product SUMO interacting motifs containing 1 (gene simc1). NCBI's taxonomy places the organism in Eukaryota, Metazoa, Chordata, Actinopteri, Cypriniformes, Cyprinidae. Bases 225 to 2816 code for a protein of 863 amino acids. The transcript has 10 exons. The record is from RefSeq and is a predicted model, not a curated record.
GUCAAAUCCUACGAUAGUGAAACCAUAACAUUUCCAGCUAUGUGACACCAGUAUUGACAUUUACCUACGUGAUUAUUUGUUUUAGUCGAUGUUUGUUUGAAAGCACUAGCUAACAACAGUAACUUAACGAGAUUAAUGUUUUCUCCUGCGCGAUCUAUUUGUGUUGUUCAAGACAGUGCUCUGUCAGCGCAAACAUGACUAAUGGGACAGGGUAAGGCGGGAUUAUGGAGGAUAUUAUUUGUGUCAGCUCGGGCAGCGAAGACGACUCUGAUUUAGAGGUUAUAAGCAGUUAUAAUGAAGACAAAGAAGACGCAAUUCCGUUCAUUCGAGCACAAUGGCUCCCAGUCACACCUGUCCUCAUCGAUAUCACGGGCCACAGCUUCACCCCUGCAAGGCGAAGAUGCUCAAGAAGAGAUACGUGUUCCUCCCUAGAAGUUAUAGAUUUAAGUGAAGACGAUCCUCCUGAUGAUGUUAACGUGCAGAAACCAUCGCCGACUUUGCCGUCAGUAGAAAGCAGAGACAAGAAAGCGCAUGCAACACCGACAUCUUUAGGAAAACCCCAAGAAUCACAAUCUCAAACCAGCAUUGGCAAAGAUGUAGCUAAUUCAGGGUGCUUUGUAGGAAGCGGUGUGCAGUUUGGUGCCUGUAAGUCACUCAGUCAGGAGAACACUCCCACAGAUGUGCUCCAAAGAACGGAAGAUUAUUUGCAUCCGGACACAAAUUGUAAUUCAAGCUUGCCGUCUGAGCAGCUGAGCUGGGAUAAGUCUUUGGAACACUGCAGGUCCAAUGAUAAAAGUCAAAAUCCGUUCAAAAAUGAAUCUGAAGUAUUAAAAAACUCUAGUGCAGAUGUAUCGCAGAACACUAAAGACACACAGCUUAGUGCACCAGCUGUCUGCAGCACAGAAGCAGACCAAGAAGACAAUCUCGACUCAUCGCAGAAAUGGGAAGACAGUAUUCUCUCUCCUUACAAUCUUGACAGUCCGUAUUACUGUCCGAGUGAGGUAGAUGCUUAUAUAUUCUCUGAUUCAUCCAAUAAGUCUGAAGACGAUGAUCAUCCGUGUACAACAUACGACAGUCAACAGUCAACCUCUAAGCUUCCUUCUGCUACUCAUACUGCAUCAGUAUCCAAUGCACUUUCAUUAAAAGAGGAGGGUGAAGCGAUGAAUAUCUGCAGAAAUGAGGACCUACAUACUCAGGUUCAUCCCAAGUCUUUGUCUCCCUCCAUACCUACCUCAUCUAGGGUAUCGCCCCCUUGGAGCCCUGAACUUUCGUCUAGACAGAGUAAACCCAACAGUCCCACAUCCACAGAGAUUCUUGCCAGCGACACAGCAGCACAUUCCCCCAAUCUGUCUACACUGAGCUCAACAAGUAGCCCCCUCAGCCUCCUCAUUUCGCAGCCCUCCUCGCCAAGUUUUCCAGAGAGUACAGAGCAAAAGAGAAAUUAUUUAGACGCAGGAUCUCCAGAAAGCCCUCCCAUCAGGGUUUGGGAGACGAGCAGGGAUGGCGACAAUAAAAAUGUGCUGGAUAACUUGGAGUCAGAUCUCUCUGAAAACAACUCGGAAGAUAGACAGCAUAUCUGUCUGACUCAGUACAAGAAAUUAAGUCAGUGCAUGAGUGGAACGGUUCCACAAAUGGAUGAAGAUGAGGAAGAUAAACACUAUGGUCCCGCUGAGCCUCUAUGCCGUCAGAGCCUUAGCUUGGUCUACAGCACUAUUGAGGAGAAUUACCCAGAAGGCACUCUUCAGCUGCUCUCUGACUUCAUUCAGCCUCGCUAUUACCCACCGGUGGAUAUUACGACACAUCUGCUCAAGGGGAUUCUCUUAAACCCACAAAGCCCUGAUGUUUUUGUCAUAGAGGCCUAUAACCUAUUGAUGAAGACUCAGAGAUACCACCCUGUGGAUGCUUCUACAGUCCCGUGGGAUUGGGAACUGAUGAAGUCAGUUAUGAAGAAACAGGAUGACACUAGCAGGUUGCGGACGGAGGUCCAGUACAUGUUCCUGCAAUAUGCGUUGCAGGUUUUAGAAGAUGAUUUUCAUUUUAAACUCAGUACUCAGAGUCUUCAUCAAUCUAUUGCAAAGAAGAUGCUUGGAAGUGGAACAACUGGGCAAUUCAAGAACAUAGUAAGUUGGUUGAUGAAUGCUGCUAAGGAGUCACUGAACCACUCAAAAGAUGAGGAGCAUCCAAAGAAAGAGGACAACUAUCUUAAGAUUGUAUUAUCUCUUCAGAGAAUGUUAACAUUGGCUGUGGAGGUGGACAUCAACCCCGACUACAAAUCAGAAAGAAUUUCAUUAGAGCUCCUCAGUUGUCUUAAUGAAAUGCAUUCUUGCAGGCAGAUAAGACUCUUAUUGUUAAGGACUCUGGAUAGCAAGCUGCUGACAUGCACGUUGUUGAAUCUGCUUCUGGGUGAGGCUUGUUCUCUGGAAACUCGCCCAUGGGGAAACUCGCCCAUGUCUCUAAAACUGCUGCUACACUACCUCAAGAGCUCCACACUGGCCUCAGACCCCUCUGAUGCAGCAGAAAAGUGGAGAAAAUGGGAUGAGCUACUUCAGCUUCUGUGGAUGCUGAUGCUCAGUUAUGAAGAAGUUGUGACAGGUCAUCUACAUCGCCCCAUCACAAACCGUUCUGAUAAAAGACAUGCUCUGAUCUGGACACAGAAUGAUCGGAUGACACGUUCCGAAGUGCAAAAGGCAACAGCCACCUUCCAAUCACGAGCAGCGGAUGACAUCGGCCAUCCUCUUCCCAUGGAAAUGCAGAAUUUACUAUCUCAACUACAAGAACACAUAACUGACAUGCCCAGUGUUGUUUCAAGUCGUUAAAUCUUUUAUAAUAACUUUAUUUUGACAGUUUUUUAAAAUAAAUUUAUUUUUUAUACAAUAUUUGUGUUUACUACAAACACUAAUCAAGAUCUAUUAUUAUUAUUAUUAUUAUUAUUAUUAUUAUUAUUAAGUAGUAGUACAGUAGCAGUAAUAGUAGUAUGCUCUCCCCAUGUAAAUCCAGGAUUUACAGUUUCAUCUACAGGUACACAUAACUAAUGUGUCUGGUGUUACUUUAAAUUAUUAAACCUUUAAUAAUAAUAAUGAAUGAAUGAGGCAUUUAUGUAGCGCUUACAUUGUGUAUUGCCAUACACCCAAAGCGCUUUACAAUCAUAUGGGGGAUCUCUCCUCAACCUCCACCAAUAAUAGUCUAGUCUAUAACAGUCUAACAAAAAUAAAAACCCAGACACUUCUAGAGCCAGCAAAUUAUAUUUUAAUGUGACAUUUUGGUGAUGCAACCUUCAUUAGAAAUUUCUUUUAUUAAACAUUGCCUUAAAACAUGAUUUGCAAACUAUAGCAGUGUGUGGGAUUUCUAAUUGCUUGUAUUUCUUCCUGUGCACCUGUUCAAGCUUUUGAACAGUAUGAUUUUUAAUGUUUUUUGAAGAAUUUUUUUCUGCUCACCAAGCGUGCAUUUAUUUGAACCAAAGAACAACAAAAGCAGUACAAUUAUGAAAUAUUUUUACUAUUUAAAACA